This is a messenger RNA of Sphaerodactylus townsendi, 3887 nucleotides long. RefSeq names its product zinc finger CCCH-type containing 15 (gene ZC3H15). The coding region runs from base 149 to 1438 and encodes 429 amino acids. Lineage: Eukaryota; Metazoa; Chordata; Lepidosauria; Squamata; Sphaerodactylidae. Gene Ontology annotation, cellular component: cytosol. The transcript is spliced from 10 exons. Gene Ontology annotation, molecular function: mRNA binding; metal ion binding. The record is from RefSeq and is a predicted model, not a curated record. Gene Ontology annotation, biological process: cytoplasmic translation.
CUUUGCCGCUUCCGUCAUUGGCGGCCUGUCGCAAACGCAAAGCGCUGGUUCGGCUUCUAUUUUUCUCCCUCCCUCGGCGGCGCCUGGUUUUGGCCCUUUCCUCCCCCCGUCCGAUUUUCCCGGCGGCCGCCUCUCCCCUUCCCCUGCGAUGCCCCCGAAGAAACAGCCGCCCCCGGCGGCCGCCAACAAAAAGGCGGACCAGAAGAAGAAGGAGAAGAUCAUCGAGGACAAAACCUUUGGUUUAAAGAACAAGAAAGGAGCAAAGCAGCAGAAGUUCAUCAAGGCCGUGACCCAUCAGGUGAAAUUUGGUCAGCAAAACCCACGGCAGGCUGCUCAAGUAGAUGGUGACAAGAAAUUUAAGAAAGAUGACAAGAAGAAAGAAUUGCAGGAGCUGAACGAGCUGUUCAAACCUGUAGUUGCUGCCCAGAAAAUUAGCAAAGGUGCUGAUCCCAAAUCUGUAGUUUGUGCUUUCUUCAAGCAAGGGCAGUGCACCAAAGGAGACAAGUGCAAAUUUUCUCACGACUUGUCUUUGGAGAGAAAGUGUGAGAAGAGAAGUGUUUACAUUGACGGACGAGAUGAAGAGCUUGAGAAGGACACAAUGGAAAACUGGGACGAGAAGAAGUUGGAGGAGGUGGUGAACAAGAAGCAUGGUGAGGCCGAAAAGAAAAAACCCAAAACACAAAUAGUCUGCAAGUAUUUCCUCGACGCCAUUGAAAACAACAAGUACGGAUGGUUUUGGGUCUGUCCUGGCGGUGGAGACAACUGCAUGUACCGCCAUGCCCUCCCUCCGGGCUUUGUGCUCAAAAAGGACAAGAAGAAGGAAGAAAAGGAAGAACAGAUUUCUUUAGAAGAUCUAAUAGAGAAAGAGCGUGCCGCUUUAGGACCAUACGUUACAAAAAUUACGUUAGAAUCUUUCCUUGCCUGGAAGAAAAGGAAAAGACAAGAAAAAAUUAAUAAGGCCGAGCAAGAUAUGGAAAGAAGGAAAGCUGACUUCAAGGCCGGCAAAGCGUUGGUGAUUAGUGGACGUGAAGUGUUUGAAUUCCGGCCAGAGCUCGUGGACGCAGACGAUGAAGAAGCAGAUGACACUCAUUAUGUCCAAGACGCUGGUGAAGAGGAGAUCGACGAGCUGGUGAACGUAAACGACGUGGACUUGAACCUUUACGUUCCGAAAGCCGUGGAUGAGACUGGAAUCACCGUAGCUAGCCUUGAGCGAUUCAGCGCAUACACUUCAGCUGAAAAGGAUGAUAACAAGCUGAGUGAAGCAUCCGGAGGUGAACUCGAGAACGGACUACAAAAUGACUUGGAAUCUGCCAGCGAUAUCGAAGACGCUCAAGAAAAUGGAAUCAUAGAUGCCGUUCCAGUUGACGAAAAUCUUUUCACUGGCGAGGACUUGGAGGAGCUAGAAGAAGAACUAAACACACUUGACUUGGAAGAAUGAAUAACCACACUCAAAUACUAACUUAAAUCUGCUUGGCAAAGUGAAUACUGGCUCCGUCUUGUUUAUCUGGAGUUUCUUAAAUGGAGUCUUCAUGGGUCCUCAAGUGAUUCUGGAAGGAAUAUUAAAGUCCUCUUCCCGCACACAACUUUUCUUGUGGUUCGGUCUUAACUGCAGCUUCAUAACCCGCUCAGACAAGACACUGGGGGAAUUCUCUUAAUCUCAAUUCUCUUAAUGAGAUCCCAAUCAAAUGUGGGGGGUCUAACUAUUUUCCUAGGAUGUACAAAGGGGAGCACUGCUGCCAGGUACACGAGAGUAUCGAAACAAACUCCUUCAGCAGAGCUGCAUUUUACAUGAAUAAUUUUUGAGUGAUUGUGUUAACAGUUCGAACCAUGUGCUGUAAAUCAAGGAAUGACCGGGCAGUUGCGAGCAGUGACGUUGCAUAGAAUGUGUUUUUGAUCAGACAGAUGACUGAGGCAAAGAUCCAUAAUGUGAUACGAGUACGGGACCCUCCGUUUAAGUUUUAAACUUAACGCACAAAGGUGUAAAUAAAAACUGGUUGAAAAAAAACGACACGCUGGCUCUAAAUUUAGUGUGUGACCCGUUUUUUGCAAAUACGCAGUAGGCCUUAACUGUUGCGAUGCUGCUGUUACGAGUUGUGGCUUAUGCCGCAGUCUCUAGAUUCACAUGGAGGGGCAAACGACAUAUUAUCCUUCCUCUGUCUUCCAGAGUAUCCUUGUGUAUGGAAAAUGUUACCAGUCGUGACUUGACCCUUUCCGGUUUUCCCUACUCUUGCGUGUGUCCAUUGGUAGAUAGUGUAAAUGUAUAAGGAUUUGGGGAGAUUUCAGUAUUAACCAUACUGGUCUUCUGUUUCAAACGAACUGUUAAAUGCAAGGGUGUCCUGCAUUUCACAUCUAGACCAAUUGUAAUAAGAAUUUGGAACUGCCAUAUUUACAGGGGAGUACAGAACACCAUUAAGUCCCUGUGGUUGAAUCGUUAAGUUAAGCAAUCGUGUAUCUCUUACAGGCGGAGUACAGAAGGGAGAAAAGCGUAAAUGUUUUGCGUUUCAUGUGGGUCAGGGCUUAGGAUCAGAGGGUCGCUGAGUUAUAAAAAUGCCUUUAAUCCCAUCAUUGGGAGAAGAACGAGGCAUAUCACAGUACGUCUGUAGCCAAAAACACUACAUUGAUUUGGGAGAAAAAAAUGUUAUUUGAAGGGAGAGAUUUGCACUUGUGAACCCUGGGAAUUAGUAAAGUCGUGAUUGGUCGCCUGAGUUCCGGCAUGCAAGAACGAAUGCCCCAUAAGGUACAGUGUCCAAGAUCGACAUGGAGAAACGAGGGUUCUAGAUUAGCCUUCACAGCCUUUGCUACUACGUUAUCAAUUCCUGUCCCAAUUAAAAGACGAGAACGUGGCCUACCUAUACAUAUCUCUUCAGUUGCCUUAUCUGUAUUGUUCAUUGCUUUAUUGCUGUUUUCUUCUUUUUGAAGCUUCUUAUCUUAUUCUAUUGCAACCCCUUCAGGUUGUCACUUGUUCCCUUGCCUUAAUUUUUUUUACAAAGCCUGGAAUUGUGCUGAAUCCUGGAUCUUGCCAUAUGCUCAUUACUUUCAAGGAAGAGACGAAUAAAUAGCUGGGCAUUUGGGUAGUUCAUUUUCCUUUUGCUGUAGUAGUUUGUGCAAUGUUGCCAUGCUAAAGAAACCGUAAAGAAGCACAGUUGGUUCCGUUGGGGCGGUUUCCCUGACAGCGAUUUGGCCCACUGAAUUGUAGUAGGUCAUUUUUAUACUUGUAUUUUACAAGAUUGUGACGGCACUGGAUCUUAGAAAUUAUAUAAUAACGUGUGCAGUAAACCAGGUAGGAAAAAUGCAUCUAACAGUGCUAUCGUGUGCAGAAUUGUAUUCUUCUAAGCCCCUUGAAUUCAGUCUUGGAAAGGUACAACUCUGCUCAGGGUGACUGUGUAACUCAUAUGCCAUAAGAAUUAAUGUAAGGUAAUAACUCUUCUCAGGUUUCAGGUGUACUACAUAUUGUUUUCCUCAAGAGCCAUUUUUCCUGACCAGAUAGUCAUUUCAGCUGCAAUUCAAUAUUGCGAAACUUUGUCUGAAAUGGGGCAGUUACCAAUAAUCUUAAGAAGAUUUCCCGUGAGAUUCUUACAAGGUAGUACAAUGGAAGCAUUUUAAAAUAGAAUUAUGUUGUGUUUGAGAAGUAAGUUGAUUGAAAUAUUUUGGCUAAAGUGCCCCAAUUAGAUUUUUUUUAAAAAAAUGUACAAUCUAAUCUAAGUACUUGAAAAACUACAGGUGGCAGGUACCUGCUUAGAAAAGGCACUCCACCUGUCACCUGGGAAGGAAAUGCCUCAUCUAAAUGCCCCUUUAGAAACCUGGAUCUUAAAAAGAACAAAUGCUAUUUCCUUUGGCUUUGACUUAUUGGCACAUGGAUUAAAACAAAUGUUUGACUUCUAUCUUUA